UUUUCCAAGAUGUCCGGGACGGAAGGUGGUGCUUUCGGUGCUGGGAAAGCAGGGACCCCAUUUGACCCCUUAGCGUUCAUUAAAAAGCCUCAAGUGAUAUUGCGAAUAGCAAGCACGGUAUGGGCUAUGGUUGUGUUUGGAUGUAUAUCAGCCGAGGGCUGGUAUGACGGCCAUUGUCAGAUGAGGGACGAUCCCAAUGCCUGUAACUAUGGCGUAGGAAUUGGAGUUUUAGCAUUCCUUAUUUGUAUUGGAUUCCUUGUGGUAGAUGGCCUGUUUGAAAACAUCAGUAGUGUGCAGUACAGAAAAUAUGCUGUUAUUGCUGACAUGUGUAUAUCAGCACUGUGGACAUUCCUGUGGUUUGUUGGUUUCUGCUACUUGACGGAUGCCUGGAACCAUUCUUCUGACGACAGCCCUUAUCGCGCCCCUCACGGUCAUGGCCGCGAUCAUGUACAAUCUGCCAUAGCAUUUUCCUUCUUCUCCAUUGCUACUUGGGGAGGGCUCACCUUCUUUGCUGUGAGACGCUAUCGGGAAGGCUCCCAGGAAACUUUCACUCAAGGAUAUGAAACGGAACAAAAUGCAUCUUCCCCAUAUUCCUCAUUCCCUGGCAGUGAUACUGGCGACCCUUAUCAGCAGCCCCCUUUUAGUGGCCAGAAGGAGGCUCCUGAUUUCCAGCCACCAACCUACUAGGGAAAGAAGUAUCUAAAUUACCCCUAGUCAAUGGCGGGGUGACAAGGAAGAAUCAAAAGGAGCAGCCACACCAGCGUUACCAUGGUCACCAUUAGAAAGUUGUAUUAGGCUGUUGUCAAGUAUAGGAUAAGGAAAUGGAUAUGUGUAUCUAGAUGAUAAGUCAGAUCAUGGUAUGUCUGGGAUGCUUGUAGGUCAUUUUGGCUUUAUGAUUACUUACUUCAAAUGCAUAAAUAGUUAAUGCCUAUAUAUAUAUUUAUUGUUUAAUACGUUAUCAAAAUAAGAUUAAAAUUUUGAGUGGUUUGAAAUAAAAAAUGCAAAAACACUAAAGACAUGAUAUAUGAUCAGUGCAGUGUUGCUGACUAUGACGGGGAGAUGCUAGAGAGUGUAGCAGUGCUUUGUGGUGUCCUGAUAUAUGGCUGACUUUGUAAACAGUCCAGAGGGACUAGGUACACUUUAAAAGGAAUACUGAAGAACUGUGUAUGAAUUGUUCUUGUGGUCUAUCAGAUGCUGGAGAAGUCUUAUCAAAGGGGGACAACUCUAGUAUGUUGGCUAGAUUUGUUGGAGGCAUGGUAUGUGAUGGUUCACCGUAUCAAAUUGGGUUGUGGUUGAAAGCAUGCUGAUUGAUAGUAGGAAUUUAUAUUCAUUGAAGUGAAAUGCCAAAAGUUUAGUGUAUUGAAGAUGUUUUCUAUAUUGAAGGAAUCGGUAUGAAAAAAUAUCUUUUAAAAGAUAUGUGUUCAGCAACGGGAAUAACUGAUCUUGUUGUUAUUAGAUUUUCCCUGUGGGGAACAAUAGAAUCUCCUUGUGGGUAAUGAGGCACAUAAAAAUAUGUUUGAAAUCCAUAUUGUAUGAGCAUGAUCUUUAAUUCUCCUCUGUGUUGUGAUAAGACUUGUCAGUACUAUGUAUCGGUUUGAUAGAUCUCAAUGGAGUGUGUAGAUUUAAUUGAAAUAGAGUUUCCAUGCUAUUGUAUUUAGUAAAACGUGUCAUUGUGAUUCCAUGAAAUCAGAGG
This is a messenger RNA of Mizuhopecten yessoensis (Yesso scallop), 1693 nucleotides long. RefSeq names its product synaptogyrin-2-like. The coding region runs from base 10 to 687 and encodes 225 amino acids. The record is from RefSeq and is a predicted model, not a curated record. The transcript has 4 exons. NCBI's taxonomy places the organism in Eukaryota, Metazoa, Mollusca, Bivalvia, Pectinida, Pectinidae. Gene Ontology annotation, cellular component: neuromuscular junction; synaptic vesicle membrane.